AUGGCAGAAGCAGCGUCUGCUGUCGGUUCAUCGCGAACCGAUGAGUUCGAUAUGCGAUUCAAUCCGGACUGUUAUUGCUCAACAGUACAGCACACAGACAAUGAGGAUCUGACGAAACAACGCAAACUCAUCGCUGAAAUCGCCGAAUUUCUUCUGGAGCAGGCACGCACGUUUGAUGAUAACGAAUCGUUUCAGCAAAUGCCAAAUUUUGUUCGCGAUUGUCUACAACAUGCCCUAAUGCCAGUUGAAGGAGCUUCGUUGAGUGAGGCCAUGCACUCUCGUGGUAUCAACAUUCGUUAUUUGGGUAAACUCACGAAGAUCAUCGAAAAUGUGGAACAACUUCAGUAUCUGAAGGCUAUUUGUAUGUGUGAAUUGAUCUGUCGUAGUGCGAAACACGUGUUUCGUACCUAUAUGCAACUGGUUCCUGCGGCACACUGUGGAGCUGCGGUGUCUCAUUUCUUGAACUGUUUACUGGGCAAUUCUUCUGCAGCGUCUACAUCGAACGGUGGUGAUGAGACGACAUCCUCAGCGAAUAACGUUCGUAAAGCACGUUCGACGAAACGACGCAGGCAAGCCGGUGGCAUCGGGAAAGAGAACGACGACUGGACACAUCUCUCAUCGAAGACACUCUGGACGAAUCUUUGUUCCGAGUCGGAUUCAUACUAUGCAUUCGAGAUAACUUCUGAGAAUAUGGAUGCUUAUGUGACGCAGAAUUCACUUCAGAAAACGUCCAUUUUGCGUCGAUUCGCUCAGAUGGUUGGCAUUCAGAUGCUGCUGCGUGACUAUGGACUAGAAACUGGCAAGAAAGCGUUGCCGUUUGUCGAAGACGACAUUCAGAAUCUCUAUUGCGUAUCGAAACACGUCGAUCCAAAAGCGGUCGAUGCGCAUAGUUUGUUCAUUUCUGGUCAAGCAAAAGUGCAACAAGGUGCAUUACGAUCUGGCUUUGAGAUGGUAGCAGAGGCGUUGAAUCUGAUGAAUAAUGUCUACGGUGCGAUGCAUCCGGAUAUGGCUCAGUGUAUGAGGUUGUUGGCGCGUUUAUCGUAUAUUCUCGGCGAUCCUUCCGAGGCACUCGCACAGCAGCACAAGGCUGCUUUGAUGAGUGAGCGAUGCAAUGGCUUGGAUAGUGCGAGUACAAUUCUUGAAUAUCUCAACUUGGCUCAUUUCUCAUUCGCAAAUUUGCAUAUUGCUGCCUCAUUGAAACUCCUCUAUCGCGCUCGCUAUCUAUUAAUGCUGGUUCAUGGUGAAAACCAUCCGUUGAUGGCUCAAAUCGACGGUAAUAUUGGUGUUAUACUAUACGCAAUACAAGAGUACGAUGAUGCAUUGAAGUUCCUGCAAAGUGCCCUUAAACUGCAUCAAAUUUAUAUGGAGCCACGAGCCUUGAAGACUGCUCUUAUCUAUCAUUUGAUGGCACGAACAUAUUCGUGUCGUGGUGAUUUCCGUACUGCUCUCCAAAUGGAAAAGGAAACAUUUACAAUCUAUUCGAAGACGUUCGGUGAGGAGCACGAGAAGACGAAGGAGAGCGGUGAUUGUCUGAAGCAUUUAACGCAACAGGCAGUCACUUUCCAGAAACGAAUCAAUGAGGCGAAUCGACAGGGUGCUGCCAAUAUCGGUCAGCUUGUUCCCAUUGAGACGCAUCGUCCAUCGUUACAAAGCGUUCUGGAGGUGCUGAACAUAUUGAAUGGAAUCAUUUUCAUUCAACUCAAAAACGCAAAUGCUCUCGCCGAUUUGGAGAGUGCAGAAAGUGCAAAUGAUACGGCUGCCAGCACAACAGCUAAAGAUACCGCUGCUGCUGAUGAUGAAAGCAAAGAUGACGAGACCGUCGAAACUUCAUCGAAAACCACUCCGAAUCAGCAGCCAACUAUGCAAGAGGAGGCACUCGAUUGA
Molecule: messenger RNA, 1884 nt
Organism: Anisakis simplex (herring worm)
Lineage: Eukaryota; Metazoa; Nematoda; Chromadorea; Rhabditida; Anisakidae
Source: the annotation of a GenBank genome assembly